UUACAGUAGACCCGAUCCUCUUCGGGUAAAACCCUAUAUCUCUUUCUCUUUCUUCUCACAUAUCCAAAUCUCAAAUCUGUCUUCUCUCUGAAAAAAAAUUCUCUUUCUUUCUCCCUGUUGACGAACUCUCUCCGAUCUGUUUUGUGCAGUUUCUUUUAGAGAGAGAAAGGGGACACAUCUCAGAUUUCAGUUCAUUAUUGAAGUCCCCUAUCAUAAUUAAAUUAUUGGAGAACAAUGAAGAACAACGAACGUAUUGCUAAUUUUGCUUUAGCAGGUUUAACAUUGGCACCACUUCUGGUGAAGGUAGAUCCAAAUUUAAAUGUCAUCUUGACAGCAUGCCUCACAGUCUAUGUUGGGUGCUACCGAUCUGUCAAGCCAACUCCACCUUCAGAGACAAUGUCUAACGAGCAUGCAAUGCGGUUUCCCUUUGUUGGGAGUGCAAUGCUAUUAUCGCUAUUCUUACUUUUCAAGUUUCUUUCUAAAGACUUGGUUAAUGCUGUGUUGACGUGCUACUUUUUUGUGCUUGGAAUCAUUGCACUUUCGGCAACAUUGUUACCGGCUAUAAAGCGAUAUAUGCCAAAGCAUUGGAAUGAUGACGUCAUUACCUGGCAUUUUCCAUUUUUCCGCUCUUUGGAGAUUGAGUUUACCAGAUCUCAGAUUGUUGCUGGAAUUCCUGGAACAUUUUUUUGUGCAUGGUAUGCUUCUCAGAAGCAUUGGCUGGCUAACAAUAUUUUGGGCUUGGCUUUCUGUAUUCAGGGAAUUGAAAUGCUUUCCCUUGGUUCUUUUAAGACUGGUGCCAUCCUCUUGGCUGGCCUUUUUGUAUAUGAUAUUUUCUGGGUUUUCUUCACUCCUGUGAUGGUUAGUGUGGCAAAAUCUUUCGAUGCUCCUAUAAAGCUUUUGUUCCCAACAGCAGAUGCUGCACGACCAUUUUCCAUGCUUGGGCUUGGUGACAUUGUUAUCCCUGGUAUUUUUGUAGCGCUGGCAUUGCGAUUUGAUGUGUCUAGAGGAAAACACAGUCAAUAUUUUAAAAGCGCCUUUCUUGGAUAUACAUUUGGUUUGGUCCUUACAAUUAUUGUAAUGAACUGGUUCCAAGCUGCACAGCCUGCACUUUUAUACAUUGUACCAGCUGUAAUAGGAUUCUUAACAGCUCAUGUCAUAUGGAAUGGUGAAGUCAAACCGUUGAUGGAAUUUGACGAAUCCAAGGGUGCUGCAUCAUCUCAAGAUAGCAGUGAAACCAACUCUAGCAAAAAGGUCGAGUAAGUCGCAAAAAAAAAAAAAAAAAAAAAAAAAGAAAAACUCUUGUAGCUUGCGAUAGAAAAAUAUUGUUGUUUUCUUUGAGGACUUGAAAGCUUCUAGAUCAAUCCUGCUAACUUAUGUGAGCUGCACACAGUUGUAACAGAUUUUGGUAUUUCAGUGAAAAAUAAUAUAAAGAAUUAGCCUCUGAUAGCAGGACCAUAUUGGAAAUUGUCAAUUUAAUUUGCCUAAUGAAGUUUUUCUUUCUUGA
Messenger RNA from Jatropha curcas, 1504 nucleotides. Its product is annotated as signal peptide peptidase. Gene Ontology annotation, cellular component: lumenal side of endoplasmic reticulum membrane; membrane; cytoplasmic side of endoplasmic reticulum membrane. The record is from RefSeq and is a predicted model, not a curated record. Gene Ontology annotation, molecular function: aspartic endopeptidase activity, intramembrane cleaving. Lineage: Eukaryota; Viridiplantae; Streptophyta; Magnoliopsida; Malpighiales; Euphorbiaceae. Gene Ontology annotation, biological process: membrane protein proteolysis.